This is a messenger RNA of Xyrauchen texanus (razorback sucker), 3364 nucleotides long. RefSeq lists its product as uncharacterized. The record is from RefSeq and is a predicted model, not a curated record. The coding region runs from base 243 to 1298 and encodes 351 amino acids. NCBI's taxonomy places the organism in Eukaryota, Metazoa, Chordata, Actinopteri, Cypriniformes, Catostomidae. The transcript is spliced from 5 exons.
GAUUAUCGGAGUCUUUUGUGUUUGGCUUCAAACGUGUAUACAUGAUUAUAUGUAAAUGUUCUGGUUGAUCUUUGAUAACAUAUAAACAGAUGUAUUAUGGAUCGGAUUAAUGAGUGAUCACAGUCGGUUUAAAGUCGCUCUGUUGGGGUUUAUUCGGGUUUUGUGUCAGUCGGGUGCAGGUGGGUGCGGUUCAGAAAAACAUUCACUCGACAGAAGAGAUUCAGACCUUUAAUUGCGAUUAAAUGUCUUUUAUCAAGUCCAAACUUCAAACUGCAAUUAACAACAAUAUGAAGAACACGUUCAAAACCCUUCUGUUCAUAUCACUCUUGUGCGGAGUGAUUGGUGCUGAGACUGUUGAGUCGGUGACGGUGAUGGAGGGAGAUGUUGCUACUCUAAACACUGAUGAAAUACUGAACGAGGAUUGGAUAAAUUGGUAUUUUAAAGCUGAUAAGAACAUGCGCAUCGCACAGUUCAGAAGAACAGAGAUGAUGGCACUGACAUUUGACCUUGAAGAUGGGAGAUUCAGCGGGAGACUGCUGGUAAACACACAUUCGGGAUCCCUGACCAUCAAGAACUCCAGGAUAAAGCACUCUGGAAUAUAUGAACUCCACAUCAGCAGCAGAACAGACGUAUACAAAACUUUCAAUUUAACCGUCACCAGUGUGUCUGAAGCAGAGAAAGAUGAAAUAAAGACAUUGAUUAAGACGGAGGGAGAUUCUGUCACUCUACACACUGAAACUGCAAUACAGACCGAUGAUCUGAUACUGUGGAGGUUUGGAGAUGAGGGCAUCAUCGUAGCUAAAUUCGAUAGAGAUGGGGACAACAGGACCUCAUCAAGUGUUGAUGGACAAACUAAAAUGGUCUCAACAUAUUAUGUAGCUCAUGAGAGACUGCAACUGGACAAAGAGACUGGAUCUCUCACCAUCACACACAGCAGAACCACAGACACUGGACUUUAUAAAGUAAAAGUCAGCAGCAGCAGAGAGACCAUAUACAAGAAAUUCAGUGUUUAUGUCAGAGAUCACAGUGGCCAAUUCGUUUACAUACAUGCUACAGCUAAAGAUGCGGGUCUGUCUCCAGGUUCGGUUUCGGGAAUUGUUGUUGGAGUUCUGGGUGUCGUGGCUGCUGUUAUAACUAUGAUUUACAGUUACCGCAGGAUCUCUGAACUAAAAAAACAACUGGAUGAACUAAAACAAAAUGAUUUGUCAGCAAUACGGAGUGAAUCAGAGACCACAUCGAUGCCUUUGUGUGAAGCGGCAGCUAAUGGAGUGACGGAGGGAACAAGAUCUAUUUCAUGAGUUGAGACUCUCUGUAGGUUACAAUAAUGUGACAAGGAGUUCAAUCGGGCUAAUCAGCCGAGGAGAGGCCAAGCCGGAUGUGGUUUAGGUUCUGAAGAACUCGACCUGUGGAUUAUUUACAUUUAUCCAUUUGGCCGACACUUUUAUCCAAAGCGACUUAAGGCAGGUGCACACUGUACGAUGUUGGCCACGAAUCUGCCGUCUGAGACAAAUUUCGAGAGUCCUGCAGGAUUCUCUCAUCAGGGCAAAAUCGUCAAUCUUACAUCGUUCAGUGUGACAUGUUCACAGAAGUUCUGGCAGUGUUUGAGUGAAACUGUAAAACUUCAGAAAUAUGAAAGCAUCAUUCUCUGAAUUAAAUAAAUACAGACCUUACAAAACGAAAAUAAAUAAAUGAAUAAAUUAGGGCUGUCGAUUUAAUGCGUUAAUUCAGCGCGAUUCAUUUUACAAAAAGUAUCGCGUUAAAAAAAUUCACGCAAUUAAUCACAAGACCGUAAUAAGGAAGAUUUCUGAGAAAUGCUUGUAGUACCACCUGUUUACUCCAGAGGGCAGUAAGUGAAAUUUCAGCUGUAUGAGCAACACAGUCAGGGUUGCCAGAUUGGGCGGUUUUGCAAUCUUUUUUGCGGACAAAAAUGGGUUUGGGCGGGUGGAUAAAAAUUGGGCUGGUUUCGGAUCAGUUCGGCGGGUUUUUGUACCCAAAACAUCGGUACUUCAGAUCCUUCUUUCGGCGACUCAGAGUUCAGUAGCCCACUCUCACUCACUCACUCACUCUCUCACACACACACACACACACACACACACACACACACCCACACCCACACCCACACCCACCAGGUCUGGCUGACGUGCCCCCUAAACUCACAACAGACACUCCCUCCCUUCAGCUCACGACACGCACGGAUGGGCUAAGUCUAAGGUCGAUGUACUUUUGCGUCCAUUCCUUUUUCCUUUUUUAACUCCUAAUUGAAUAAUGAAAAACGUGCUUUCUUCUUUAUUCGUUUUUAGACUGGUGAAACGAUAUUCACAAACUUAUUUUCCUUAUAUAGGCCUACAAUGCUUAUAUUUAACUUAACAUAUAAAAAGAAAGCCUAAAACUAAAACAUUUCAAAAACUGUAAAAUGUUAAGUUAUAUAAAAAUAAAUUAUUUUAUGAUACACAUAUUACUGUCUUAAGUGAACUCAUUUAUAAACGCCAUUAAUAAUUGUCAUUAUUAUUAUUAGCCUAAAAAUCACCCACAGCCUAAAUCACCUCUGUAUUGUUCCAGAGACAUGCUCUUCUCAUUCAGCACUGCGGGAAAAAUAUAAUUUCCUGGUUUGGCCUUAGAAUACCAGUAAAAUCGACAUUUUCCAUAUUAAUUUGUGAAUAUUUUAAAUGUUUAAUAAAGGGGCAAAAAGUCUUAAACAAUACGUCAAGAUUUAUUUUUUUAUUUAUUAUACAAAAAUAAAUAUUUAUUAUAUAUUUAUUUUAUUUAUUAUACAAUAUAUAUAUAUAUUUUAACUGCAGCAUUUGCAGUUCAAAUUCAAAUUUUGGUGUUCAACUUUGCGUUUUAAAAAUACAACAACCGUUAAUUUUUGAUUACAGGUUAAAAAAAGGAAAAAUGAAUGGACGCAAAGUACACGGACCAAUGGGUAAUUUUAAAAGUCGUUAAUGAUUAUCAUGUGUUUAAACGAGAAACCAUAGCGAGAAACAAGCCAAUACAAAUUUGGGCGGUUUUUUGUGCAUUCUCGCGGUUUUUGACGAGGUUUUGGGCUGGAAAACCUUGCUGGCAUCUGGCAACCCUGAACACAGUUUAUACAGUGAACAAAACACUUCAAUGAAUCGAUUGACAGCCCUAGAAUAAAUACAUUUUAAACUAUCUUUUCAAUGCUAUUUUCAUGAUUUCUAAAACCUUUAAAAUGGAAAAUAAUUGCAAUAUUGUAGAAAAGAGAACAUAGAAAUGUAUUAUGUGGGCCAUUUGCCCUUUUUUAGGGUUGAACUGGUUCUUUGUAAGAGCAUUUCUGUCUUUAUAUUGUGGAAUAUUUUGCAAAUUUUUAAUAAAACUUUAUCAUUACAUAUUUUCUUUUCUUAGA